This is a messenger RNA of Penicillium longicatenatum, 1332 nucleotides long. RefSeq names its product aspartate aminotransferase. Gene Ontology annotation, biological process: L-aspartate biosynthetic process. The coding region runs from base 1 to 1332 and encodes 443 amino acids. The record is from RefSeq and is a predicted model, not a curated record. The transcript is spliced from 4 exons. Gene Ontology annotation, cellular component: cytosol. Lineage: Eukaryota; Fungi; Ascomycota; Eurotiomycetes; Eurotiales; Aspergillaceae. Gene Ontology annotation, molecular function: pyridoxal phosphate binding; L-aspartate:2-oxoglutarate transaminase activity.
AUGGCAAAUUUACAUUCAAAUUCCCCUGCUUCCCCUUCUUCGACGGCUCGCGAUCGUCUUUCCUCCAUCUCCUCACACAUCAUGGGUCCCUCCAAUCCCUCCGUCUUCACCACCUCCACGGUGGCUGCCGCCCCCGAAGAUCCUCUCUUUGGCCUGAUGAAGGCUUAUCGGGAGGAUCCCUCGGACAAGAAGGUUGAUCUGGGCAUUGGUGCCUACCGCGACAACAAUGCGAAGCCCUGGAUCUUGCCUGUUGUUAAGAAGGCCGAUGACGCCAUCCACAAUGAUCCCACUCUCAACCACGAAUACCUCUCCAUCGGCGGUCUGCCCGAUCUCACAGCAGCAGCCCAGAAGCUGAUUGUCGGCGCCGACAGCCCCGCCAUCAAAGAGAAACGGAUCUGCACCCUCCAAACCAUCUCGGGCACCGGCGCCGUCCACCUAGGCGGCCUCUUCCUUGCCAAAUUCCACCCCCAAAAACCAACAGUCUACCUUUCCAACCCAACAUGGGCCAACCACCACCAAAUCUUCUCCAAUGUCGGCCUAAACAUCGCUACAUACCCCUACUUCUCCACCCAGACUAAAGGCCUUGAUUUCAAUGGCAUGAUGCAAUCUAUCCAGAACGCCCCCAACGGCUCCGUCAUCCUCCUGCACGCCUGUGCUCACAACCCCACAGGCGUGGACCCCACCCAAGACCAAUGGCGUGAGAUCGCCGCUGCCAUGCGCGCGCGCUCUCAAUUCCCCUUCUUCGAUACAGCAUACCAGGGCUUCGCAUCCGGUGACCUGAACCGGGAUGCAUGGUCAAUCCGAUACUUCAUCGAGCAAGGGUUUGAGCUCUGUGUCGCGCAGUCCUUCGCCAAGAACUUCGGUCUCUACGGUGAGCGCACGGGUGCGUUCCAUUUUGUUUCGGCGCCUGGUGCGGACGCGUCGACUGCUACUGCGCAUGUAGCUAGUCAGCUUGCUAUCCUGCAGCGGUCGGAGAUUUCUAAUCCCCCUGCUUAUGGGGCGCGAAUUGCGAGUCGGAUUUUGAAUGAUCCUGUAUUGUUUAAGGAGUGGGAGGAUGAUUUGAGGACAAUGAGUGGUCGGAUUCUGGAGAUGCGGGCUGGUUUGCGGGAGAGGCUUGAGAAGAAGGGGACGCCUGGCUCUUGGGAUCAUAUUACCUCGCAGAUUGGUAUGUUCUCGUUCACGGGAUUGAGUGAGGCGCAGGUUAUGACUUUGCGGUCUAAGUGGCAUGUUUAUAUGACUAAGAAUGGUCGUAUUUCAAUGGCUGGUCUGAACACAAAUAAUAUCGACUACUUCGCUGAAGCUGUUGAUAGUGUUGUGCGUGAGAGUUUGUAG